UUACCAAUUGCUGCGAUUGACGAGAUAGUCGGUCGGUCGGCCAUACCGACGUCGCUCGCCCCGCGUUCGUUUAUUAUUCGCCACUCGCUAGUCGGUCGCAACGACCGCGACAUCAAUCGGCGCGUUAUGACCCUGUGACGAGAUAGCAUGAGUAAAGCCGAUACCUCGGCGGAAGCCGCCUUGUCGAGCGUGGCCGUCCACGUUGAUCAAUACAAUGAGCCGGACGAGGAGAACUCCAAGCUGCUCGAGCCGCAGUCGCUGACACCGACCGUGACGCCAUCUGGACAAAUACGUAAAGUUAAGAGCUUCACUGAUACACACAAAAUCCGCGAUGUGAGUGCCGCUUCUGGUGCGGCGUCCGCGCGCUGCCUGCGUCCCUACGAACAAGUGACUCCGUACCCUGAAGGUUCUGAAAGUGGGACCAAUCAAUAUGGAGCACCUUCCGUACGAUCGCUCGCGUCCAUCGGCAUGGGCUGCACAGACGGACGUAAAAUGGUCAUCAGAAGAGUGCCAACGUCCCCCACGGAGUUGUUCCAUUUAGUACGUCCUCCUACACCCCCCGACGAAGAUACGGCAUCGCACGAGAGUGACUGUGACGAGGAGGAAGAGGACGAUGAGACGGUGCACCUGAAGCCGCGCCGACCCUUCUGGGCCAACAAGAUACAGUUCGUGCUGGCCUGCGUCGGGUACUCCGUCGGCCUCGGAAACGUAUGGCGCUUCCCAUAUCUUUGCUACAAAAGUGGUGGUGGUGCUUUCCUGAUACCUUACUUCAUAAUACUAUUAGUAUGCGGAGUGCCCAUGCUCUUCAUGGAACUAGCUGUGGGUCAGUACACGGCGCACGGACCCAUCGGCGCAUUGGCACAAAUAUGUCCACUGUUUAAAGGUGCCGGACUGGCUAGCGUGGUGAUCUCCUUUCUAAUGUCCACGUACUACGCGGUAAUAAUAGCAUGGGCCAUCUACUAUUUCUUCACGUCGUUCAAAUCUGAAGUUCCGUGGGCGAGCUGUUCCAACCGAUGGAACACAGCGCAAUGUUGGGUGCCCUUUCACAACCAUACCAAACCCAACGGAUCUCAAACACCUACCGAGCAGUUCUUCGAAAAAAAAGUGUUAAACAUAAGCGACGGCAUUGAAUUUCCCGGUGGAUUGCGAUGGGAAUUGGCGGCGUGUUUAGUUUGCGCGUGGGUUCUGGUGUACUUCGCACUUUGGAAAAGUAUCAAAUCAUCUGCGAAAGUACGUUACAUAACCACGACGCUGCCGUUCCUUUUGAUCAUCGUGUUCCUCGGACGAUCAUUAACAUUGGACGGAGCGGACAAAGGGCUAAGGUUCUUCUUCAAGCCAAACUGGGAACUUCUCAAGCAGUCCAGGCCCUGGGUGAAUGCAGCUUCGCAGAUUUUCAAUUCAAUUGGCAUCGCCUUUGGCUCUAUGAUUAUGUUCGCAUCCUACAAUCGCUUCGACAACAACUUCUUGCACGAUACUGUGGCCGUGUCGCUGGUAAACGCAGUGACAAGUCUUAUUGUGGGUAUAUUCACGUUCGCCACCAUUGGAAAUAUUGCAUUCGAACAGAACACCAGCGUAAAAGACGUCAUUGCUGAUAGCCCUGGUUUAUUAUUCGUCGUGUAUCCACAAGCUAUAGCUAAAAUGCCAGCAUCUCAAUUAUGGGCCGUAUUAUUUUUCUUCAUGUUCCUGUGUCUAGGUCUCAACAGUCAGUUCGCAAUAGUGGAAGUGGUGGUGACGUCGAUACAAGAUGGUUUCCCCGAUAUGAUACGAAAGAGACUGGUGUACCACGAACUACUAGUUCUAUGCGUAUGCAUGGUCUCCUUAGUAUUCGGUAUACCGCACAUAAUACGGAGCGGUAUAUACGUAUUUCAACUGAUGGAUUACUACGCAGCAUCGCUCAGUAUAACAUAUCUGGCUUUCUUCGAAGUGGUCGCCAUUGCGUGGUUCUACGGUGUGGGUAGACUUUCGAGGAACAUUAAACAGAUGACAGGUCGAUGUCCAUCGCUGUACUUCCGCUUCUGCUGGCUGGUGGCAUCGCCGGCACUGCUGCUGGCGCUGUGGGUCGCCAGCCUGGUGGACUACACGCCGCCCAGCUACCGCCAGUACCCGUACCCUGCGUGGGCGCAAGUCCUCGGCUGGACCAUAGCCUCGCUUUCUUUGCUCUGCAUCCCGGUCUACGCUGUCGUCGUCAUCGUCAGGUCGCCCGGCAACACUUUAAGAGAGAAAUUUCGCAACUCAAUACGACCGACAUUUAUAUGCGAUUGCGGCAUCAACGGGUGUGACAUUUGCUGCUCGGAGUCAGAGCCGCCUGACGACAAGACAACAAUCAACUAGUCCAUUAUUUACACAAUUUAUUUUUAGUGUUUAGCUAUAAUAACAUACUCGCUAUAUCUAACUACUGAGAGAGUACUCACCUUCCCACUCAGUGAUAUCAAUAGCAAACAAGACAAAAAGAUAAUAAGACGAGACAUUCUUCUAUCAUAGUUAUCAUUAAUUUACAAACAAACGUACUCGACCUAAAAUUUAUGUUCUUGUAAUAGUAACAUAGUUUUCUAUACUCGAAUUCAAUGGGUUAUAGAUAUUAUUUGAAGUACAAACAGAUCUGUUGAUCACGUGGGGGAACAUUCUAGUUAUGUAAUAAUGUAAUGAUGAACUUGAAGGUUGAAAAAUAGAAUGUGAACAAUAUUAUACAAGGUAGUAUUAGAUAUACAAAUUUACUAAAAAUAAUUACGUCAGAUAACUCUCACG
This is a messenger RNA of Papilio machaon (common yellow swallowtail), 2745 nucleotides long. It is a transcript of the gene ine, whose product is annotated as sodium- and chloride-dependent GABA transporter ine. The record is from RefSeq and is a predicted model, not a curated record. Gene Ontology annotation, molecular function: osmosensor activity; neurotransmitter:sodium symporter activity. Gene Ontology annotation, cellular component: membrane. The coding region runs from base 148 to 2331 and encodes 727 amino acids. Gene Ontology annotation, biological process: sodium ion transmembrane transport; neurotransmitter transport; glial cell growth. Lineage: Eukaryota; Metazoa; Arthropoda; Insecta; Lepidoptera; Papilionidae. The transcript is spliced from 9 exons.